AUGCUGUCAGCUCAGUUCUCAUGCUCAUGCCCGGCAUGUUCAUGGCCGGUCGGUCCAAUCCCGGCCGGCUUCACCACCCACCAGGCGAUCCAUCCAUCCCAUCCUUCCAGGUUCCGUCACCUCCAGCCGAUCCAUUACCACCAGCCGAUCCAUUCCUUCCAGCAUCAAGAAAUGAAUUUCGAUUUGGAUGUCCUUGAUCCAGCCCUCGAUGCGGCCCAAACUCAUGACUCUACACCGGCAUCCUUGCAGCAAUCCCCAUACAACGGCGACCUAUUCCUGGAGGACGACGAAGAUGAUCUAUCUCAGUCUGGAGUCGAUUCAAGCAAAAACACACCGGCGGUUUCGGGAAGGCAGGCUUCGGGUAGAGGGCGCAAGAAGGCUAAAGCGACCAAGAAAUCGAUUUCAGAGCCGACACUCCACAUCUCGUUGGACUAUUGCCUCUACGUCAACGUCCACAACCCGCACAUUUCCGUGAAGCAACGUGCGGCGUCCACAAAGAGCGAUUGGGACAAGAUUGUACCCAGCAAAGACGACUUGCCAUACUUGAACACUAAUCUUAUGCAUAGACAGUGGGACGAACUUCGGGACGAAAUUCUUCGGAUCAUUGGGAAUAGCCAACGGAAUCUCGAUGUCUUCCUUGAUCAAGUCAGGAAGACAGACAAUUUGAAGUUUCAUUUGUAUAUUUCAAACAGCCAUUUUUUUCCCUUCAGACGCGCAUACUACUGCUCGUCCGAUGAAGAACUCCGCCCAUUUGCUGAGGAGGUCGCUAAAAAACCGCUCCAGAAAGUUUUCAUCCGAGUUAUAAUGGAUGACCCGUCGGCACAGGAGAAGUCUCAUUCAGCAAAAGAUAAGUCUGAUAAACAGAAAAAGAAGGUGGAAAAGAUUCUUGCGAUGGCGGUUGGAUCUGAUAAAGAGCGUGUCCCGCUACAACGAGAGCAAGCUCGGCAGCUGCAGAAUACUCGCUCCGAUGUCAGUGGGGAUCCGAUUGGACCUUGGGUGGUCCGCCUUCGCCAGCAUCUUGAACAGAAAUCGAAUGCGAAGCCUUCUGAGGUCAUCUUCUGGCCCCACAAGGAUGAUCCAACUCUCGUGCUUCGGGUCAAUCAUAAUCGUCUAUGGGCCUGGGCUAAUGUGCUUGAGGCCAAAUCGGCCGGCCACAUUACGGAUGCGAACCGCCAUGUUGACAUGGACACGCCCCCAAACGGUUCAACUUUCCAGUGGGAGCGGAGAUCUGGAAUAUCGCCUUUGAAACAUCGUGCAGCGCCGGGUAAUUCUCAUAACAAUAAUCCCCGUCGAUUGUCGGUUGGGAAUCAGGGCCGAACCGAUGCAUUACCCCGACAAUUCAGUGGGUGUUCUGUCGCUGAUGUGAACAGGAUGAGUCCGGUGAGCCGUUGCGAUACGUUAAAUUCGGACGCGGCAGUCGAGGGUCGUGAAGAGGCCCUGGAUCUGAGAAACAUUGGGAUUUCCAAUGUUGUCGAUCUAGUGUCCAAAAGUUCAAACGACUCGAUUGACUACUUGAAUGAUGUGUCGGUGGAUUCCUCCAGAUCGGUCAACCACUUGGACCAAUCAUCAAGGAAUUCCGGAAGGCCAGCCGAUGCUGAACAUCCAAGGAAGAUGGCCCGAAGCCCUUCAGCUUACCCUACAUGCGAUUACAGAUGCAUUUCGGUCCAUCCACGCGAUACAUCUCCUUCUCGGUCUCCACCUCGAAAAUCACGAAGCGAGCCGCGGUUACCCCUACUUCCAGCUGGAAAAAAUAUGACCAUGAACGAUUUUCUCCGGCACUGCAACAUCGAAGUCGAUGACCCGAUGUGCCAGAUAUUAAUCAAAGGCCACGAUGUGAAGCACUGGUCUUUCUUUCGUGGCAAGUCCGACGAGCAGCUAAUGCGGAUUGGAUUCACUCGAGGGUUGGCGACUCAUCUGAGUGAUGGUGCGAGCGAGUUGGAGCUUACUAUGGUCCAGCAAGAAAUCACUGAACUCUAG
Messenger RNA from Puccinia graminis f. sp. tritici CRL 75-36-700-3, 1977 nucleotides. RefSeq lists its product as uncharacterized. Bases 1 to 1977 code for a protein of 658 amino acids. The record is from RefSeq and is a predicted model, not a curated record. The transcript is spliced from 3 exons. Lineage: Eukaryota; Fungi; Basidiomycota; Pucciniomycetes; Pucciniales; Pucciniaceae.